Messenger RNA from Eutrema salsugineum, 1090 nucleotides. RefSeq names its product flavonol synthase/flavanone 3-hydroxylase. NCBI's taxonomy places the organism in Eukaryota, Viridiplantae, Streptophyta, Magnoliopsida, Brassicales, Brassicaceae. The coding region runs from base 92 to 1018 and encodes 308 amino acids. Gene Ontology annotation, molecular function: flavonol synthase activity. The transcript has 3 exons. Gene Ontology annotation, biological process: response to light stimulus. The record is from RefSeq and is a predicted model, not a curated record.
GUUUAAAAUACCUAUCUCAUCUUCUCUUUUUCAACGUGUAUACCCUCUCCAACGAAGCAAAUCAGAAGAAGAAGUGAGCAAAUUAAGAGUCAUGGACGUUGAGAGAGACCAAAUCGUAUCCACAGGACCAAUCCCUAUCGUCGAUCUAAGCCAAACCAACGAGGAGCUAAUGGCACGUGCCGUGGUGAAGGCGAGCCAAGAGUGGGGAGUUUUUCAGGUAGUGAAUCACGAGAUCCCGGAGGAACUUUUACGGAGGCUACAGAAGGUUGGGAGACAAUUCUUUGAGCUUCCAGAGAAAGAGAAAGAAGCCGUCGCGAAGCCAGCAAACUCCAAAGAUAUCCAAGGAUACGCGACAAAUAGCCACAAAGAAGAUACACAAGAUGGAGCCGAUCGAUCCGACCAUCUCUUCCACAAUAUAUCGCCACCUUCCUGGAUCGAUUACAGAUACUGGCCCAAAAAUCCUCCACAUUACAGGGAGGUGAAUGAGGAGUACGCAAGGCACGUGAAAAAGCUAGUGGAGAAGAUCUUAGGUUGGUUAUCUGAGGGAUUAGGGUUAGAUCGUGAGGCCUUGAUCAAAGAAGGUUUUGGAGGUGGCGAUACAGCGGUUUAUACGAUGAAGAUAAACCAUUAUCCACCAUGUCCAAAACCAGGUUUAGUCCUAGGACUACAACCUCACACUGAUAUCCACGGUUUGACAAUUCUUGUCCCAAAUGAGAUUCCAGGACUUCAGGUCUUCAAGGACGACCAAUGGUUCGACGUCGAAUAUAAACCUUACGCCAUCGUGUUCCUUAUCGGCGAUCCCAUCUUGAGAAUGAGCAACGGAAAGUACAAGAACGUGUUGCAUAGAACGACCAUGGACAAGGAGAAGACGAGGAUGUCUUGGGCUGUUCUCUUGAAGCCUACUUAUGAUAAAGUCAUUAGACCUUUGACAAAACUCGACGACGAGGCUCCCAAGUUUAAGCCCAUCACCUACGGGGACCACGUAUACCGCAAGGUCAAUAACCUUCCUCUCGACUAAGUCAGAAUCCUGGAGGUUAUUGUGCCUUGUAUAGUUGUAUUAUCUGUUCUUUUCAUACUAUAAAUUUGGAUU